Drosophila hydei is the source of this 7751-nucleotide messenger RNA. RefSeq lists its product as uncharacterized. Gene Ontology annotation, biological process: protein phosphorylation. Gene Ontology annotation, molecular function: protein kinase activity; ATP binding. The transcript is spliced from 12 exons. The record is from RefSeq and is a predicted model, not a curated record. NCBI's taxonomy places the organism in Eukaryota, Metazoa, Arthropoda, Insecta, Diptera, Drosophilidae. Gene Ontology annotation, cellular component: nucleus.
GCUGAUCGAGUGCGCGCGCAGCUGCUCCUCCUAGCGCCUGUGCUUUGCCAUUUGCUCAAAAACCGUUUUCGCCUUGGGGGCCGCCAUUGGGGUAAAUUAAAAAUAUACCACACACCAACAGUAAACGGAAAAUCCACAAUGCUCGGCAUGCUUUUCGUUUGAGCAUUUUCCAAUUCUGAAACCGAAACAGAAACAGAAACAGAUUCAAAUCUUCGUUUGUCGGUUGUGUAUCGUUCUCGGCUAACGUACGUCCGAGGCCUUUGGCUAACGUGUAACGGGCUAUCGAACAGGUUUCUUUAUUGCAAACGCCAGCAAAGUCGCGAGUCGCGUCGAGCAAGUCGAACCUAACGCAAUUCACAUUAGGAUAGAGACCCCAGUGAAAAGUUAGAUAACAGAUUCAGAUAGAUCGCUCCAAUCAUAUAAAUAUAUAUCAGUAUACAUAUAUACGCAUAUAUAUACAUAUAUAUCGCGAUAACUGGCAGCCGCGAUGUCCAUCGAACUAAGCGAAUUGAUCGGACUCAGCUGCCCGGAUUUGACUGCCCAACCGGACGGCAGUGGUCAGAUCCAGUUGAUUAUCAAUUCGGAACGUCGCCUGAGCAUUAAACAAAUGACGGCCACGGAGCUGGCCAAUAUGCGUGCUGCUGCUGCCGCCGAGGCUGAGGCACAGGCUCGUGCUCAAGCCGAGGCCAAGGCGCGAGCCUUGGUUGAGGAACAGGCGAAUCUGGCCGCUGAGGUGGUGGCUCAGGCACGCGCACGUGCCGCUCUUGAAGCUGAACAGCAGCUACUUCGUGCCCGGGAGCAAGAGGAGCGUCGGGAAGUAGAACGACAGAGGCAAUCGGACGCCACGCCUAGUCCAUCGCCAAAGGGCGUUCUGCCGUCCAUUGAGGCGCCGCGUGAUCGCAUCAUUUCACUGCCCAACAUCUUGGAUGAUGCUAUGGAAAUGCAUUUGCUGAACGCAGUCGAGGGCAGUGGCAACUCUGGCGAGUCCUCGCCCACCAAGAGCAAUUCGCACCUGGCCGACUCUAUUGAGAUGCUGCGCAAGCAGCGGGCAGCUCGCGCGGCACGCUCCCACAAUCGCAGCCGAGAGCGCAGCACAUCGCCAGCAGCGCGUAACCAUGAGCGAAGCGCAGCACCCGACCGGCUGCACAGCUCCAGCAUCAGCAGCAUGGACUCGGCGUGUGCCAGUGGCAGUCGUCGUGGCAGCACGGCCAGUGCCAUGAGCAGCGAUCCGGCAGCGGAGCUGGCGGCUCCGCCCAAGUUUCCGAUCUCCAAGACGGUGUCGGUGCCAAACAUGAGUCGUCGCCGUAGCAGCUUAACUACACUUUUUCCGGGACCUUCGCCGUUGGUGGCGCCCGAACCGAUGCUGCAUACCAAUCCUGAGCUAUCGCUAGCAACGGAUGCACCACGUCCGGGCGGCCAGGAAGAUGGCUAUCGUGAUAUACCCAGCGGCAAAAUGGUGCAUCGCACCAAGACACCACCGCCAGUGGGCGCCAAUUUGGGUGUAUGCCUCAAGCGGGUGACAGCUCCAAGCGGUUCGAUAACCAUUAAGCCCAAGGACUCGCCCAUGCUGGGCGUGGUGCUGCGCAAAGUGGAAAAGAAGACGGCACCACAAAAGAGCGUGCUGGACGAUGACAAGCCUCUCUACCAUCUCUCAAUUGUGCGCAGCGACAACAAGGAAUACAAGCCGGCGGCAAAGCCAAAGCCUAAGCCAGCACCGCCAGCGGUGAAGCCAUCGCCGGGCGGUAUUCUGACCGGGCCACAGGUGGUGCGCACUGUCAACCGGCCGGCGCUAAUGGCCAAGCCGCAACGACCACAGCCCGGGGUGCCUGUGACCAUAACGAAAAUCGAGGGCGAUAAGAUUAUAAUAAUCAAAAAGAUAAUUGUGCCGAAGAACAGUAAGAUACCGGAGCAGUAUCUGCAGGUUGUUAUUUAAAUGAGUCAAGAUGCAGGCAAAGCCGUCGCCGUUAAAUCAACCGAGUUGGAGGCACAGCCUCCGCUUGUCGCCGUUGCAUGCCCCAACGUCAACGCAUUGAAGCCCAGUGAAGAGGCAUUCGUGUCGUCAUCGUCGUCGCCGUGCAUCAUGCAAAAGCCAACACCGCCGCCCGCGAGCGGUCAGCAGUUCUUUCAGGUCGUCUCGCCGCAGUUCGCGUCGGUGCUCUCGUCCAGUUUGCCAGAGACCAAGUGUGCGGUGCGCUCGCCCAUCUCAUCGCCGCUGGCGCUGCGGAAGAAUCGACCGCUUCUGCCGGCCAGUCCGAAAUCAACGCCGCCGCUGCCGCGUAAACACCAUACCAUGGCGUACAAUGCGGCCACAGGUGCCAUCACAACACCUGCACGUCCCAUGGCCACCAUAGCCAGUAGUCCAGCGUCAAGCAUAUCGCUGUCAUCCUGCAGCUCGCCCUCAUCGUCGCCUCCGCCGCCUCCGGUGCCGUGUCGAGCACCCAAGCAAAAGGCGAGCACAAGUCAAGGCAAGAUUCCAGGCGAGAUCGACUUGGAUAAGCUGCUGCAGCAGCAGCAGCAGCUCGAGGAGAAGUCAGCUGCGGCCACCAGCAGCGCCAAGCUGGAUGCCAAUUUUUAUGAUGCUGAGAUCGAAAUGAUGAACAAAUAUUUGAAGAGUCUGCCCGACUACAGCGAGCUGGAUCGGAAGCUGCAUAAGGAGUUCCAGGAGUGCGAGGAUCUCUAUGAUCGGCUCAAGCGCCAACAGCAACAGCAGCCGCUCACCAAGUCCAACUCGCAUCAAUCUGUGGCGGCCAAAACGGCAUUACCAUGCGCUCCCAGCGGCCUCUCAAAAUCCUCGUCGAUUAAUUUUGCCAACAAUCUGACCUCCGGCCGGGCACCUCGCUUAGCCUAUCCAUCGAUUUUCGCCCAGCCCAAUGCUAAUGAGCAGCCCAAGCUACAGCGCAGCAUAUCCAGCUCCAACAUGCCCUUGGGCGCGCCCAGCUCCGGGCCACUGCGUCCACAGGAAGCGUCCAAGAACGGACCGCAGACCGACUCGAAUCUCUCGCUCAACAAGCAGCUGAUGAACGAUUUCUGGAGCGAGAAUCUGUGCAGUUCGCAGAAGCGGCAGACGCCGAAGCGCACGUUUUGGAACUAUGAGAAGAUUUGCGGUGCACAGCUGGGCGAUGCUGGGCAGCCCUUCAAAGUGGAUGCCAAGACGGCCAAGAAGCUGGCCAUAUUUGAUCCAACGGUCGCUGAGGCUGCGCAGAAGGAGCUGCAAAAGCAGCAGCCGGCGCAGCAGCAACAGCAGCCACACAGCCAUCGCCUACAGAAGAACGCCUCGUUGUCGCACUUGGAUCUGAAGGUCAGACAGGCCGUGACCAAAGACGAUCUCUACAAGCUCAUCGUAUGCAAUGAGCAGUCGCCCACGUCGACGACGACGACGACUACGACUACGCCUUUCACCACUCGCGUGCCCGUCAAGCAGCAACAGCAGCCGCUGCCAGCUGCUCAGCAGCUUAACAAGAGCGUCUCUAUGACGCAUGUUUCCGGCAUUGCAGCGCCAGCUCCGCUGCUGCGCAGCUCCAGUCGCACGCACAUCCCCUGCUACAUGAGGCAUCUGCCGUCGCUCAGUCGCAGCACAUCCAACUCGGCGAUAUUGGUGAGCACCCCGGCAGCAGCCGCAGCCGCAGCCGCAGCAACAACAGCGACAACGGGGACAACGCAGUCGCGCAAGGAGCCGCCCACAGUGAAGCAACAACAGCAGAAGCCAAAUGCUGGCGUGCUCAAAAGCAACAGCAGCUCUUGUGUGCCGUCGCCACGUUGUGCCGCCGCGCUGUUUCGCCGACCCACAGAACCAGGCAAACAAGCUGCGACAGCUGCUGCAGCAUCGCUUGCCACGCCGAUCGCGGAGGCAUCGAAUGAGACGAGUGCGUCGCUGGAGCGUAAGUCGGAGAAGAGCAACAGCACCGUCAGCAGCAGCAGCUUCACUGUGACCAACUGCUGCACGACGCAUCUGCCGCAGCUCUCAAAGUUCACCUCAUCCUUUCACAUACCCUCAACAGUUGAGCACAAUGCCAACUUAGAUCAAGCAGCAACAACAGCAACGGCUACAGCGCCAACAGCAGCAUCAGCAGCGACAGCAUCGACGGCAACGUCAUCAGCGGCGACAAAGCGUCAAAAAGACGUCGACAACAAGCUAGAGAAAUGUCUAAAUGACAUGCUAAAGCUAAAGAGCAAUAACAACAAUGCAAUUAUGUCACAAUCGCUGACAGCUGAACACAAAGAGGAGAGCGGCAGCAGCAACAUCAACAGCAACAGCAACAGCGCCAGCAAAAUUGCCAGCGAGUCGCAAAUACCCGUGCCAGUGCAGCUGUACGAUCCGCAGAAGCCGCUAAUGCAGCAGCAGCAGCAGAGGAUGGCAUAUCCCAUAGGCAAAUCGAACUCCACGUCGCAGCUGCCGAUGGGCUAUCAGCGUCUACUGCAGCAGCAGCAGCAUCAGCAGCAGCAACAACAGCCGCAGCAACAGCAGCAGCAGCAGCAACAUUAUCCACAACAAAAGCGUCCAUUUUUAAACUGGAACUCAUUCGCCUGCUCAGUCAUGAAUGGCAGCAGCGAUCCCUUUCAGCAGCAGCAACAUCAGCCUCACAAGCUGCAGCAAUCUUAUUCCUCCUCGCACGUGGCCAAGCAGGCGCCCAAGUCCAGCUCCGGCUUGGCCAUGUUCAUGCAAAAGAACACCAACAAGGAGAACAAAUUCGGGCAGCCGCAAACGCAGCAGCAGCCGCCAUUGGGCAUGGCCCCGCAGAUGUAUGGCAGCAGCUAUCAGGCGCUGAGCAAUAAUGCGAAGCCUGCUUAUCCACGGACAGGCGCUGCACCGCUGACCCACUCGGCAUCGUUCAGUGCUGCACAGCGACCCAGCCUGAUGCAGCCUCAUAAUAAUUAUGGAUACGGCAUGAUGAGUCGCAACUAUUACAAUCUGCCCAAGCAGCAGCAGCAACAACAGCAGCAGCAGCAGCAACACGAGCGUAAACCACUGCAGACCUUCGAUCCGUAUGCGUAUCUCAAACCCAGUCAGAGCCAAUUGCUGCACCCGGUAAAGUACCAGGUGCAGCCCCAGCCCCAGCCCCAGCCUCAACCACAUCCGCAUACGCAGUUUCUGAACGCUUCCGUUGGCACGUCUGGCGUCGGUGGUGGCGUUGCUGGCGGUGCUGCGCUUCAAUACGAUCCAAAUACAAAUACGCAAUUGUUUUAUGCACCGCUGCCGGCAGCAUCGACGGGCAUGCAACCACAGGCAGCGCAGCAACCGCACCAUCUACAGCAGCAGCAGCAGCAGCCAAUACAACAAAGCAAUUCUGUCAUAUUCAGCCAUACAAAACAACAACAACAACAACAACAACAACAACAGCAGCAGCAGCAGCAAAAUGAAAUGUCCAAGUCCGUUCUGGGCCAGCAUUUCAUCGAGACAGCAAAGCCCGUCAUUCAAGAUGAUGCUGAUGGUCACUUAAUAUACCACAACGGAGACAUUCUCCAUCACAGAUAUAAGAUCAUGGCCACACUGGGCGAGGGUACUUUCGGACGUGUGGUCAAGGUCAAAGACAUGGAACGUGAUUUUUGCAUGGCCUUGAAGAUCAUCAAGAAUGUUGAAAAAUAUCGCGAGGCAGCCAAACUGGAGAUCAAUGCCUUGGAGAAGAUUGCACAAAAAGAUCCGCAUGGUGAACAUCUGUGCGUGAAAAUGGUUGACUGGUUUGACUAUCAUGGACACAUGUGCAUAGUUUUUGAAAUGCUGGGACUUAGUGUUUUCGAUUUUUUGCGCGAGAACAACUACGAGCCAUAUUCUCUGGACCAAGUGCGUCACAUGGCCUAUCAAUUAUGCUACUCCGUUAAGUUUCUGCACGACAAUCGUUUAACGCACACAGAUCUCAAGCCGGAGAAUAUACUGUUUGUCGAUUCGGAUUACACGUCUCAUUAUAAUCAUAAAGCUAAUCGGGAAGUGCGUCGCGUCAAGAACACAGACGUGCGUCUGAUUGAUUUUGGUUCGGCCACCUUCGAUCAUGAGCAUCAUAGCACAAUUGUCUCGACGCGCCAUUAUCGUGCGCCGGAGGUGAUAUUGGAGCUUGGUUGGUCACAGCCUUGCGAUGUUUGGUCUAUCGGUUGCAUUCUGUUUGAGCUAUAUUUGGGUAUUACGCUAUUCCAGACGCAUGACAACCGCGAGCAUCUUGCCAUGAUGGAGCACAUCUUGGGACAAAUUCCAUAUCGCAUGGCACGCAAUCACACUCUUUACAGCAAAACCAAAACAAAGUACUUCUAUCAUGGUAAGUUAGAUUGGGAUGAGAAGUCCAGCGCGGGACGUUAUGUGCGCGAUCAUUGCAAGCCCCUGUGCCUCUGUCAACUGAGCUAUACCGAGGACCACUGCGAGCUGUUCAGCUUGAUUAAGAGGAUGCUGGAAUACGAGCCCUCGUCGCGUAUCACGUUAGGUGAGGCUUUGCGACAUCCGUUCUUUGAUAGGUUACCACCGCAUCAGCGGGUCGGCGAAGCGGGCGCCAACAAGCAGCCACUCUCGUCCGGCAGUAGCAGCCGCGAGCGCUCUCACAGUCUGUCCAGAUGAGAAUUACAGCGAUUUGGUUAUUGUUGACAACAGCGACGACGACAUCAACGUUAUUCAACAUACACAACUACAAACAUGCGUACACACACAGUGAGAAGAGUCUUCAAUCAACGUAAUGCAACACAUGAUUGAGCAGCAGACAAACAGCAGCAACAAUAACAAUUACAACUACAAUAAUAUUAAUAUACUAAUGGCGAACCCUAAUUUAAGUUCUAAAGUCUUAUUUAGAAAUUUUGUAACUUGACUUGUAUAGAAGGCAAUUUCUACACAAAAAAAUAACCCAAUUGUUAAGUAAAUAUUGUGUACAUGCUGCACGCUCUGCUCGAUUUGAUCCUGUGCAUUGUCUCAUCCCAGCCGCCAAUCGUGUUUUGUUUUGUAAUGAUAACCAAAUCGUGCAUAAUAUAUUGAUAGUGCGUCCUCCUAGCCCGAUACCGACGCCGCCAAACCCAAAUACCUAAAUGUAAAUGCACACAUAAAUGUGCACGCUCUUAACUUGAGAUAGAAAAAGAGACCUCCCCCAACACGACUGCAUUGCUUAAAGAAAAUUAAACUACAAAUGUAAAUGUACUAUAUAAGAAAUCAAUCGAUAAAGCGCUAGUUGAAAUGCAGAUCCAUGCGCAAGCUGUCAAUUGCCAUGGACUUGCUUCUAAUCUGUAAUUAAUCUAUUAUUUUUCGAGUGCGUGAGUUGCAAGCUAAUGCAAGCCAAUACACACACUUAGGUCCAUAGCUAACCCCACAUAUAUAUAUUUAUAUGUGUAUGCCAAUAUCAUAUGUAAAGAUCUAUUCGUAUGACACCUCGCCCCAGAGGGUCCAACAAGCAACAAAAAAGCAAACGCUGCUUAAUUCUUUGUAUAAAUUACUUAGCAGCCAGUCAUUUUUUCUUAGGUUAUGUUUAAUGUGUAGAAUCGGCGCUGUUUGUUCAGUUAUUUUUCCGUCAAAGUACACCCAAACAAUACCAAUACACAUACACAUACACAUACACAUACACAUACACAAACACACACACACACACACAUUUAUAUAUAUUUAUAUGAAGAAUGAAAAAAAAAAACACUAGAAAGUGGGGGAAUGCAAGUAUAUAGUUACAUAUACUUAACAUACUUAAUUCAAAUGAUUGUGAGUUAGUUUAAUAUUACAUAAAUAUUAAUUUUAAAUUACAUUAUUUGCAAUUAAUUAACCCGAUCAACCAGCAUAUAAGAUCUACAAAAAAAAA